UAGCAACAAGCAAACUGAAAGCGCGCAAGCAAACCCUUCCAUGCAAUAUGGCCAAAAUGUAUGGAAAGGGUAAGACUGCCAUUGAAUCGGAGGAACAACAAAAAUUACGAUGGCAAGUGGAAUUGGAAUUUGUUCAGUGCUUGGCUAAUCCCAACUAUUUAAAUUUUUUGGCCCAACGUGGCUAUUUCAAAGAUCAAGCCUUUAUCAACUAUCUCAAAUACCUGCAAUAUUGGAAGGAACCGGAAUAUGCAAAAUAUUUAAUGUAUCCCAUGUGUUUAUAUUUCCUCGAUCUCCUGCAAUAUGAACAUUUUCGCCGGGAAAUUGUCAAUUCGCAAUGUUGUAAAUUUAUCGAUGAUCAAGCCAUCCUGCAGUGGCAGCACUACACCCGUAAACGUAUUAAAAUGUUAAAUGCUGUCAAUGGCAAUGUGAAUAGUCAAAUAAAUUCAACAACUGGUUCGAAUUUGGAUGGUUUGGUAGAUACCCAGCAAUCACAAAUAACCGGCACACAACAAACACAACAGCAAGGCAGUGGUCCAGCGGCAAAUGCCAUAGGUGGUGUUGGUGCUGGUGGCACCAUGCAAAAUGGUACCGUAUCGUCAUCUGGCAAUGCAUCGCAAAAUCAAAUGUUGAGUCAACAGCAACAACAACCGGGCCAACAGUCGCAACAACAAUUGAAUGGCAACUCAUCGAAUUCUUCCAUUGUUCCAAAUCAAAGCAACACUGGUGCUGCAAUGAUGCAGAAAAUUUAA
Musca vetustissima is the source of this 749-nucleotide messenger RNA. RefSeq names its product mediator of RNA polymerase II transcription subunit 31 (gene MED31). The record is from RefSeq and is a predicted model, not a curated record. Gene Ontology annotation, biological process: regulation of transcription by RNA polymerase II. Gene Ontology annotation, molecular function: transcription coregulator activity. NCBI's taxonomy places the organism in Eukaryota, Metazoa, Arthropoda, Insecta, Diptera, Muscidae. The transcript has 3 exons. Gene Ontology annotation, cellular component: mediator complex; core mediator complex. Bases 48 to 749 code for a protein of 233 amino acids.